AUGCAGGAUAUCAACAAAUUACUUAUUGAGAACAUCUUACCGUCACAUGUCGCUGCGAAAUUUUUGAAUCCAAGUCGUCCGGUCGAUGAACUGUACGCUUACUUGCAUGAGAAUGUAUGUGUCAUGUUUGCGAGUAUUCCAAAUUACAAGGAAUUUUGGGGCCAGUGGGAUCGAUCGCGAAAGCUGGAAUGUCUUCGGCUUCUCAAUGAAAUUGUUUGUGAGUUUGACAAGCUGCUCUCAAAACCGAAAUUUAGUAGUAUUGAGAAGAUAAAAACGGUUUCCAGUACAUACAUGGCUGCUGCUGGCCUGAAUGAACAAGAACUUGCUGAUACUUGCGUAUGUCAUUUCCGAAUAAUAGUUGUAAGGACGGCGUAUCGGAAUGUAACGAUAAUGGUGGAUUUUGCAAUGGCGCUCAGUGGAAUCCUGGAGAAACUAAAUGCCGAUUCGUUUCAAAAUUUUGAACUUCGAGUUGGAAUGAGUUGUGGCCCACUGGUGGCCGGUGUUAUUGGUGCACAAAAACCACAGUACGAUAUCUGGGGAAAUACGGUUAACUUGGCCAGUAGAAUGGAUACUUACGGAGAACCGAGAAAGAUCCAUGUAGGUUUUAAGUUCAAGACAAGCUAUAUUUUGAGUAGUUAG
Gongylonema pulchrum is the source of this 639-nucleotide messenger RNA. The record is from the annotation of a GenBank genome assembly. Lineage: Eukaryota; Metazoa; Nematoda; Chromadorea; Rhabditida; Gongylonematidae.